GAGGUUGUGAGCCGAACUCACCGGAAAAACGCGAUUACUCGCGAACUUGAGUCCAUCGCUUUCAGCAUUAGCAUUACUAUAGUGUACUUAUUUCCAUUAAAAAUUUCCUUAUACAUAUACACAAGUGAUUUAUUCUUCCAAAUUUGUUUAUUUCUAAAUUUAGUAAAAAUUUGUGAUUAUCGUCAAUUCUUUUUUUUUUCUAUUUUUGCAAAAUUGUUUUAAACUCAAGUUGAAAUGAAAGAACGGACGGUCAAUUAUUAUUUGUAAAAAAAAAAAACCCCUUCAGUCGACAUUGAUGUGAUUUCAAUUAAACAGGCCAUAGGUAGUAGGAGUGAAGUUGAAUUAAAAUAAGUGAAAAAUCGGCUGUUUUGUGUCAAUUGUGAUUGUUGUGAAACUCGUAGACGCGGAGAUAAAUGUGUCAGAAUGGAGAAUCAUACUUUUGACGAAUUUUGUGGCUCCAAGUUUUGGGAUGCAAACUUAACAUGGAACACAGACGAUCCCGAUGUAACGGAAUGUUUUCAAAAAACAGUUUUAAUAUGGAUACCAAAUAUUUUUCUGUGGACUUUUUCAAUAUUAGAAGUAUUUUACCUUGUCAAUAGCAGAAAAAGAAAUAUUCCUUACACAUGGCUAUUUAUAUCAAAAAUAAUAUUUACCAUAGGACUUAUUAUUCUUGCCAUAGUCGACAUAGCAAUGGCUAUUCAUUUUAGUACUUACAAAGUAGUUUAUAGUGUGGAUUUCUACACACCCUGUAUAAACAUACUUAGUUACAUUUUGGCUGCUGUACUUGUUGUUUACAACAAAAAGUUUGGCAUGCGUACUUCAGGGUUAAUUUUCCUCUUUUGGUUUUUACACGCACUUUUUGGAUGCGUACGAUAUAGAAGUUUAAUAAAAUCAUCAUCGCUAAAGGAGGAAGUUACAUAUGAAUUUGUAUCAUACAUGAUUUAUUAUCCCAUUGUUGUGAUAUUGUUUGUACUCAACUUUUUUGUCGAUGCCGAACCCAAAGUCACCGAUUAUGCUCGGAUUGAAAAGCCGUGUCCAGAGCAGAGCGCUUCUUUUCCAUCGCGACUUUUCUUCAAUUGGUUUAAUUCAUUGGCAUGGAAGGGUUUCAAAAAACCUUUGGAAACAGGUGACCUGUGGUCAAUGAAUCCCGAAGACAUGGCUCACGAAAUUGUUCCACGCUUCGACAAAUAUUGGAAUGCAGCACUUACCAAAACGGAACAAAAACCAUGGACUGAAUUAAGAGAAGCCAAUUGUUGCAGUUCACAAGGUGUUAAUGCAUCAUUUCGGAAAGGAUCGGGUCAAAUUAAUCUCAAUUCUGUUAACAAGAAGAAAACCGCCUCGAUUCUAUCACCGCUGUGCAAAGCAUUUGGUCCCACAUUUAUGUUUGGCGCAUCACUUAAACUUAUUCAGGAUAUUAUGACCUUCGUCAGUCCGAAAAUUUUAGAGAAGCUUAUUAAAUUUAUUCAAAAUAAAAAUCAAGAUGAACAUAUGUGGAAGGGUUAUUUUUAUGCGGUUAUACUUUUGGUAACGGCUGUUUUUCAAACAUUAAUUUUAUCACAAUAUUUUCAUCGAAUGUUUUUGGUUGGUUUACGAAUACGUACAGCAUUGAUUGCAGCAAUUUAUAGAAAAGCAUUGCGCGUAUCAAAUUCAGCACGUAAAGAAACAACUGUCGGUGAAAUUGUCAAUUUAAUGUCAGUCGAUGCUCAAAGAUUUAUGGAUGUAACUGCAUAUAUAAAUAUGAUUUGGUCAGCUCCAUUACAAAUUGCCCUUGCUCUCUAUUUUUUGUGGGAAUGUUUAGGACCAUCGGUACUUUCCGGUUUGGCUGUGAUGAUUAUUUUAAUUCCCGUUAAUGCCUUGAUCGCUAGCAAAGUACGUAAUUUACAAAUUAAACAAAUGAAAAAUAAAGACGAAAGAGUUAAAUUAAUGAAUGAAGUUCUUAGUGGUAUUAAAGUAUUAAAACUUUAUGCAUGGGAACCAUCGUUUGAGGAGCAAAUUCUUAAAAUUCGUAAUAAAGAAAUUAAAGUUCUUAAAGAGGCUGCUUAUCUUAAUGCGGGAACAAGUUUCAUUUGGUCUUGUGCUCCAUUUUUGGUUUCCUUAGUAUCGUUCGCAACUUUUGUACUUGUUGACGAAAAUAAUAUUUUGGAUAGUAGUACGGCAUUUGUUUCACUUACUUAUUUUAAUAUUUUGAGGUUUCCACUUUCCAUGUUACCAAUGAUGAUCAGCAAUGUCGUUCAGGCUUCCGUAUCGGUAAAACGUAUAAAUAAAUUUAUGAAUUCAGAAGAAUUGGAUCCUGACAAUGUUCAACACGACCCAAAUGAACCUUAUCCGUUAGUGAUUGAAAAAGGUACAUUUGCUUGGGACUCGGAACAAACUGAUACUCCUGUUUUGCGAAAUAUUAAUUUAAAAAUCGAGGAGAAUCAAUUAGUCGCUGUUGUUGGUACUGUUGGAACAGGAAAAAGUUCAUUGAUCUCAGCAUUUUUAGGGGAAAUGUAUAAAUUGAGUGGUAGAGUAAAUACAAAGGGUUCAAUAGCCUAUGUUUCGCAGCAAGCGUGGAUUCAAAAUGCCACACUUCAGGACAAUAUUUUAUUUGGAAAAACAUUAGAUAAGUCUAUUUAUAAUAAGGUCGUUGAGGCUUGUGCAUUGGGACCGGAUUUAAAAAUGUUACCAGCCGGCGAUCAAACGGAAAUUGGCGAAAAGGGAAUAAAUUUAUCUGGUGGACAAAAGCAAAGAGUCUCAUUGGCAAGAGCAAUUUAUAAUAAUGCGGAUAUUUAUUUUUUUGAUGAUCCAUUGAGUGCUGUUGAUUCGCAUGUUGGAAAACAUAUUUUUGAACAUUUACUUGGACCACAAGGACUUAUAAGGAAAAAAACGCGUGUUCUUGUGACGCAUGGUAUUACUUAUUUGCCAAAAGUUGAUAAUAUUAUUGUCUUAAAAGAUGGUGGAAUUUCGGAAAUUGGUACUUUUAAAGAACUUUUAGCUAAACAAGGUUCAUUCGCUGAAUUUCUUGUACAACAUCUUCAAGAGGUGAAACCUGACGAUGUAGCGGACGGAGAUUUAGAUGAAAUAAAACAAAGUCUUCAGACAACGAUUGGAAAAGAUGAAUUACAGCAAAAAUUAUCACACGUCAAGACACAAAUAUCGGGAACUUAUCCGGAAUCAAUUACAACGUCGGACAAAAAAUCUUUAAAUGGUUCUCUUCAACGAGCGCAAUCUACAGAAAGUCAACAUUCGGGAAGUCUCGUUCGAAGUAACAGUGUCAAGGAUAAUGAAACGGGGAAAAUUGCAACCGGAGAGAAAUUAAUAGAAGUUGAAAAAACAGAAACUGGAAGUGUAAAAUGGAAAGUGUACUCGCACUAUUUAAGAUCAAUUGGAUGGUUUUUGUCGAUUUCUACAAUAAUAAUGAACGCAAUUUUCCAAUCGUUCAGCAUUGGAUCAAACGUGUGGUUGGCAAAAUGGUCUGGAAGAUAUGAAAAUGUAACCUCUACAAAUCAGACAGUCAAUAAUGAAAUGUAUCUCGGAGUUUACAGUGCUUUAGGUUUGGGACAAGCCGUGAUGAUUUGUUUGAAGUCAGUGACAGUUGCACUUGGAGCUGUUUAUGCGUCACAAGAAAUUUUUCUAGAAGUUUUAAAAAUUAUUAUGAAGGCUUUGAUGUCUUUUUUCGAUCAAACACCACUAGGAAGAAUUCUUAAUGUUCUUGGCAAAGAUAUUGAUGUUGUUGAUAACAUUAUUCCAAUGGUUCUCCAAAGUUGGAUUGACUGUUUUUUCCGGGUUGUUGCCACUUUAGUGGUGAUCAGCUUCAGUACACCUGAAUUUAUUAGUGUCAUAUUUCCAAUGGGAUUAAUUUAUUACUUCGUUCAACGUUUUUACGUUUCUACGUCGCGUCAGUUGAAACGUUUAGAAUCUGUUUCCAGGUCACCGAUAUAUUCUCAUUUUGGUGAAUCUGUUACCGGUGCACAGACAAUUAGAGCUUAUGGUGUACAAGAUAGAUUUAUUAAGGAAUCUGAAAUGAGAGUUGAUUUCAAUCAAGUGUGCUAUUUCCCAAGUAUUAUUGCCAAUAGGUGGUUAGCUAUAAGAUUAGAGAUGGUUGGCAACUUAAUUAUAUUUUUCGCUGCACUCUUUUGCGUCUUAGGAAGAGAGAAACAUCUCGAAGCAGGAAUUGCUGGUUUAUCGCUCAGUUAUGCCUUACAAAUAACUCAGACAUUAAAUUGGCUGGUGCGUAUGACUUCUGACGUUGAGACAAAUAUUGUGGCUGUUGAGAGAAUAAAGGAAUAUGGUGAAACACCACAAGAGGCUGCAUGGGAAAUUGCUGAACGUGAACCGCCAAAAGAAUGGCCAACAGUUGGUGGCGUUGAAUUUCGUGAUUUUAAAGUACGCUAUAGGAAAGGACUUGAUUUGGUGCUACAGGGAAUUAGUUUUUCUGUGAAUGGUGGUGAAAAAAUUGGUAUUGUCGGACGUACUGGUGCUGGUAAAUCAUCAUUGACACUCGCAUUAUUUCGAAUAAUCGAGGCAGCCGAUGGAAAAAUAUUCAUCGAUAAUAUUGAUAUUUCGUCACUUGGAUUACAUACACUUAGAUCCAGACUGACUAUCAUUCCUCAGGAUCCGGUGCUAUUUUCCGGCAAUUUAAGAACAAAUCUUGAUCCAUUUGGCGUUUAUUCCGACGAUCAAGUGUGGAAAGCUCUGGAGCACGCUCAUCUCAAAACUUUUAUUACAGGAUUACAAAGUGGCUUGAUGCACGAAGUUUCAGAGGGUGGUGAUAAUCUCAGUGUGGGACAAAGGCAAUUAAUUUGCUUAGCGCGAGCCUUAUUGCGAAAAACUAAAGUACUUAUUUUAGAUGAAGCCACAGCUGCCGUUGAUUUAGAAACUGAUGACCUCAUACAAAGGACAAUCAGAGAGGAAUUUAAAGAAUGUACCGUUCUUACGAUCGCUCACAGGCUUAAUACUAUUCUUGAUUCAGACAGGGUGAUAGUUUUAGAUAGGGGUACAAUUGUGGAAUUUGAUUCGCCUAUUAAUCUUCUUCAAAAGCGAGAUAGUUUAUUCUAUAAUAUGGCAAAAGAUGCAGGUUUAACAGUGUCAAAUUAAUAGGAAAAAAAAGCAGUGUGGCUGUUUACCAUUUUUUUCUUUCAUUACUUACUUAAUUUAAUAUAUAAAUACCUAACUGUAUAUAUGUAUAAUAUACAUGAGAAUAUCAAUUUUUGAAAUAAAAACGUCUGUUCAUUGAAAA
This is a messenger RNA of Leptopilina boulardi, 5218 nucleotides long. RefSeq names its product multidrug resistance-associated protein 1 (gene MRP). NCBI's taxonomy places the organism in Eukaryota, Metazoa, Arthropoda, Insecta, Hymenoptera, Figitidae. Gene Ontology annotation, molecular function: ABC-type transporter activity; ATP hydrolysis activity; ATP binding. Bases 424 to 5076 code for a protein of 1550 amino acids. The transcript has 22 exons. Gene Ontology annotation, biological process: transmembrane transport. Gene Ontology annotation, cellular component: membrane. The record is from RefSeq and is a predicted model, not a curated record.